Molecule: messenger RNA, 698 nt
Organism: Oppia nitens
Lineage: Eukaryota; Metazoa; Arthropoda; Arachnida; Sarcoptiformes; Oppiidae
Gene: Alg13
Product: UDP-N-acetylglucosamine transferase subunit ALG13 homolog
Exons: 3
Coding region: 30-554 (174 amino acids)
Biological process (GO): dolichol-linked oligosaccharide biosynthetic process
Molecular function (GO): hexosyltransferase activity
Source: RefSeq, a predicted model, not a curated record
CAAUUGAAUGUCAUUUGAUUAUCUGAUUGAUGAUGAAGUGGACCAAUGUUUUGGUGACAGUUGGCAGCACUCGCUUUGAUAAACUGAUUGCUGUUAUGACUAACAAUCAAUCUCUUGAAGUAUUGUCAUCAAUGGGUUGCAAUAAUCUUAACAUACAAUAUGGUUCAUCUGAUUGUCCAUCAGUUAUUGGCACCAAAUUUAAGAUAAAUAUCACAACAUUUGACUACAAGAAUAAUAUUGACGAAGAUAUUAGAAGAGCUGAUGUAGUGGUCGGACACGCGGGCGCCGGAACCGCUUUGGAAGUGCUUCGACAGCACAAACCGUUACUUAUGGUUAUAAACGAUGAACUGAUGUCAAACCAUCAGAAAGAAUUGGCCAACACUUUGCAAUCUGAAGAAUAUCUUUGCUAUUGCUAUACAAACACUUUAAUAAAUAGUUUGAAGUAUUUUAAUGGCAAACAAUUGAAAUCAUUUCCAGAAGCAAAUCCACAAUUGUUUGCCAAUUAUGUCGACAAUAUCUUCUUCGACAAUAAAGACUGUGAUAAAUACCAUUAAACAUACAAUAGUUUUUAAUUUUUUUAAUUUAAUUUAUUUAAAACAAUAAGUCAUAAUACAAAACCUUAAAAUGAAUAAUUGAUAUUUAAGUUAAAAAUAUGUUAAAAAGCAUUUUCAUGUAUGUCUUUGGCACUGAUUAUAUAG